GGGAGCACUGCUGGGUGAACGCAUACUGACAGAGUUGUCAUCGAAACCUGUCAAAUGUGAAACUGCACUCAUUAUCAUUUGUGAACUGAAAUCGAUCAGGAGUUGCGUAAGGAGAACAAUUGAUUGUUAAUUGAAUUUGUUGCUAAAAUUUAUUCUUUAUUUCUAUAGUUGCUAAAAAUCUAAUCACGCUAUCGUAAAAUUCGGCCUAAAUCUAAAAGUAUCACAGUUUAUAUCACAGAAGAAACUGUAGUAAACGUGCUUGAGGAACAAUAGGGCAUCAUCAAGGAACUUGAAUUACGCUCUAGACCGAAAUAUGUAAGCUACCGAAAUAUGUGUACUAUUAUGAACUAAAACUAAUUGAAUAAAAUUUAUAGCUUAUAGCUGUUUCGCACAAAGUAACGUGUUUGCGAUCUGCUGAUAGAAUCGGUGAAGAGUCCUUGUUCUUCGGAACAAUUCUAUAAGAUAUUUCGUCAUGCCACCUUCGGACGACGGAGCCCAGAAAACAACAGUGGAUAAGGAGAAGCAGGGUAGUUGCGUUCACUGCAACAGACCCGAUUCAUACGAUAACUACGUCCAGUGUGAUCGGUGCAGCGCAUGGUGGCAUUAUUUAUGCGCUGGAGUCUCCGACUCUAUUGCAAACCGAUCGUUCACAUGCGAGGCCUGUUUACACGUUAGCGUGUCAUCUCACGUGUCAUCUUCAAGUAGCAGGGUGGCCGCAAUGCAACUCCGUUUACGGGAAAUGGAAGCCCAGUGCAAAUUGGCCCGACAGGAACUUGAAAAUGAACGACUGGCAUUUGAAGCAGAAAGAAAGACGUUACAACAACGGAAUAAUCAAUUACAGCAACAAGGUAAACAACGAACCGCUGAAUGGGUUGAUAGGCACGCGGGAAAUGCGAAUAGCGCCGAUGGUCAAGGUGUCGACCGGGAAGCAGCUGCAGCCACAAACCUACGUGAUGAUGAACUCAGGGGGCGUCCAACUGUGCAGGAAGGACCGCAUACAUUGUCAUCUUCGUUGCAAGCCGCUAUCAACACAGCAGUGCAGGCGGCAGUCCAGGCAGCUCUUCAAGCAACAAACUCGUCGAAAGGUUUCCAGCAUACCACCGGAGCUGAGAUACCUAUUCGAAAUACAGGCGCGAUUCCCAAAACAGCACCGAAAGACCUAACGUCUACCAGGAUCGGGACCGAAAGAGGUAGUGAACGGCAGAAAGGUAAACAAGAUCUCCCACCUCCCCCCGAAAAGCCACCAGGUAAGCCACUCGAAAAUCAAACCAUUUCCUCCAACUACAAUCAAUGGAUCCAAGAAUUAUCCAAGAAGUUUUGCAAUACAAAUUUGGAUCAUGCUACGGCCACUACAGUGCCACCACACGUCGAAAGCGCCCCUUUGCGACCGGCACUUUCAACUAGAACUGUACAGCAUUCUCAGCAGCAUUCUGCUUCCGAUUGCAACAAUGUACAACAUAUUUUGCCCAACAUUGAUAUUGCCUUGGGAGUGGGCCAAAAUGUCAAUAAUUCCAAUAAUAACGUUCAGUCAAACGUGUAUCCGGGAUCAAUCAAUGUCUUGGGAUCCUCGGGUAUGCCCACUUAUGUUCCCACCCCCUCGCAGUUAGCCGCCAGGGUUUAA
Messenger RNA from Aedes aegypti (yellow fever mosquito), 1621 nucleotides. RefSeq lists its product as uncharacterized. Lineage: Eukaryota; Metazoa; Arthropoda; Insecta; Diptera; Culicidae. The record is from RefSeq and is a predicted model, not a curated record. Bases 473 to 1621 code for a protein of 382 amino acids. The transcript has 2 exons.